Molecule: messenger RNA, 3175 nt
Organism: Brassica napus (rape)
Lineage: Eukaryota; Viridiplantae; Streptophyta; Magnoliopsida; Brassicales; Brassicaceae
Exons: 2
Coding region: 637-1581 (314 amino acids)
Source: RefSeq, a predicted model, not a curated record
CUUAUCGCAUGAUCAACUUAAAAAUAGGAGAAAAAAAAUCAAAUGAACAAAGAUAACCUUAGAUACGUUGAACCUAGUCAACUUCUCAGAUUCACUGAACCUGGACGUAUUUGUGGUUUACUCUACUUCUAGUUUCCGCGUCAGAAGAAGAUAAUCCAGGGAACAAAUCUACUGAAGUGACAUAAGUGGAAGAUGAAGAAGAUCUAAAUACAGGUUAACUUGCUUUGGAUAAAACCUGUAGUGGAGUUAAAACAUCACUAUUGUUAAAAUUUAACCAUAAACUUAAUUAGACUGUACCAUCUCUCGUUUCCCAAAACAGCACACGAUUCACUAUGCUGUUUAUCGACUAGUUAAUGUUUAAUUAUUCUGAUUUGAUAAAAGUGAUUCGCUUUGAAGUGAAUGUAUUUGGACGCUAUUGAGGCUCUAAUUAAUCAACCAGAACAUCCCAAAACUGUAAUUAACUUAAAGGGAUUUAUGGUUUCUCCGUUAACACAACACGCCGCUAAUCCAUUAUUCACCAUCAUUUCAGCACCAUGUUGUCAUUUUUUACCAUUUUGUCGUUUACUCCGUCAAAUAGUCAAAAGGCUUUGUCAACACAAUGAAAACAUCACUAAAUAAAUAGUAAAUAUAAUAUUCAUGUGUAUAUAUAACAAUUCGCCGAAGAGAGGAGAAGCCAGGAAAAGGGCAUAUAAAAUGGUAGAGAUUCCGAGAAGAGUUGACAUACUCGCUGCGGCUUUUGAUGUCGAGGCGGCGCGUGCACGUCUGCCGUGCGAUAGCAGCAGCGGGAGCGAUCACUUCCCUGAUGAGACAGCCGAUCUUUGGGAUCUGGUCGAAUCAUUUAUGGACAGCGAAGUGAAAGCUUUACCAGAGGAUAUUCCUAUGGAAGAUAAAGAUGAUAAGUCUGACGUUGAUGAUGAUUAUGAAGAUGUGAAGGAGAGGUUGCGGGAGAUUUGUGAAAAUCUCAGUGGCGGCGGAGAGCGGAGGAGAAUAAUUGAGGAGGUAGUAAAUGCAAGAGAGUUCGUCGGAGAGAAACGCCUCUUGAUGGCUUAUUUACGCGACAAAGGUUUCGAUGCAGGUCUUUGCAAGUCCAAGUGGGAGAGAUUUGGUAAGAACACGGCCGGGAAGUACGAGUAUGUUGACGUUAAUAGAGGAGAAAAGAACCGCUUUAUUGUCGAGACAAAUCUUGCCGGAGAAUUCGUGAUUGCUAAGCCUACGACAAGAUACCUUUCUCUCUUAGCUCAACUACCACGUGUCUUCGUGGGAACACCUGAAGAGCUGAAAAAGUUAGUGAGAAUCAUGUGCUUUGAGAUAAGACGGUCGAUGAAGCGAGCGGAGAUUCACGUGCCACCGUGGAGGAGGAACGCUUACAUGCAAGCCAAGUGGUUCGGUCACUAUAAACGAACCUCUAAUGAAGUGGUUACUAGGGUUAAGAGCUGUGGAUGUGGACCACGUGUUGGGUUUGAGGGGUUGGCUAAAACGGCAACGUUUAACGGCUAUAAAGAGGUGGAGAGGAUGAGGCAGGGUUUAAAAGUUGGCCAGCUCACGGUGGCUUUCACCGGCAGUGGGGUGAGGUUGUCAUAGUCAAAGAACAAAGCAUAGGGCUUUGCGAGUUUAUAGUUGUGAGUUUUGAAUUACUUUGUAAAUAUAAGAUAAGUUUGAAGUGAGGGGUGUCACAGAAGCAAUCAUCACCUAUUAUAAAGUUGUAGAUUGUGUUUCUCUUGCAGCGUAUAUGUUAAUUUUUAGUUGGGCCUUUCAGGUUUUGGCCCGUUAUUUUUCUGGCCCGACUCCAUGUAUCCGGAAGUUUAAAAUAUACAAUUAUUGGAGAUAAACAACUGAUAGCAUAGUAAACCAUACCACUUUAAUUACAACUUUACAAGUAGUGGAAGAUAAUGAUAUCAAACAAAUUUAAAAGUACACUUUGAAUUAAACUAUUAAACAAAUUUCAUGAAACUUUCAAAACAAAAGAAUACAUCCAAAUCCCAAGGAGGACUUUGUGACACAUAAUAGUAUAGAAAAACAGUAAAACUCAUACAAAACGAAAAUAUUUAAGCAGUAUAUUUGUUUCGUAGGCUUUAGUAAACAAAAUUGAUGUAUUUAUUAUGCACAUUACUUAGACCAAUUAAAUGAUGCUGUCGAGUAUUAUUUGCAUGUAGCCUAAUUUCAUAGUAGCAUAGUACAAACUAAAAUAACAAAACAAUAAAAGAGGAAUGAAACAAACAGAAACCUAAUGACUUUCGGUAUUUAAAGUCUCAAUAACAUCUUCUUUAAUAAUGUCUGGUCCCUCUCUCUCCCUCUCUCUUACAUACGAAGCAAUGAAGAAGCUCUACCGGAAAGGAACCGUACACCCCUCGCCGCAGAUAAAAUCCGACGACCACCUUCUCUCUCUUCUUCCCGUUGCUAUCUUCUCACUAGCGGCGGUUCUUUCUCCAAAAGACCGUGAAGUCUUGGCUUACCUCUUGUCAACAGCCUCUUACUCCAGCAACCGAAACUAUACUUCUCGCAUGAAUAAGACCAAACUCCACGAAAAGUCACGUUUAGACAAUCACGCGCCUCUCUUCCACUGCGACUGUUUCAGCUGCUACACGUGUUACUGGGUCAGAUGGGACUCUUCACCAAGUCGUCAGCUGAUUCAUGAAAUCAUCGACGCUUACGAAGACAGCUUGGAGAAGAAGAAACAAACCAAGAAGAAGAAGAACGUAAGUGGGAAGAAAGAUCGGAGAAAGCGUUCAGGGGAAGUCUUCAGCUCUCGCUAGUCCUAGCUUUGGUACAAAUGAUUCGGAGAGUCUAAGUCAGGUCACUGAGUCUAUAGCAAGUUCGUGUGCAUGUUCGAGUUCGAGCAAGUUAGUUGAGGGGAUUGGUGGUUGCCACGGCGGUUUGGAAUCUACGGAAGAGUUCCAUGCGGGAGACGGUAGCGAAGAGGCGGAGGAGGAGAAGGGGUCCGUUAGGAGGUUUGUGAGUUUCAUAGGUGAGAAAGUUUUUGGUGUUUGGGGGAUGAGAAUAUUUACAAGAAAUAAAAAGCUAUAAAUGUUUGUUGCUUUGUGUUAAUUCACUUGGAUCUUUGUAGGCCAAACUGUUUGAUUACCGAACGUUUUCAUGUGUAAGCAUUAACUGUACUAUAAUGCAACAAAAUAUCAUUGUAUUUUAACAUCUUAAUUAUAUAAAAAAAGAUAGUAUA